Molecule: messenger RNA, 1263 nt
Organism: Macadamia integrifolia
Lineage: Eukaryota; Viridiplantae; Streptophyta; Magnoliopsida; Proteales; Proteaceae
Product: probable sodium/metabolite cotransporter BASS3, chloroplastic
Exons: 5
Coding region: 1-930 (309 amino acids)
Cellular component (GO): membrane
Source: RefSeq, a predicted model, not a curated record
AUGGAUGGCAAAAUAGAGUUUGAAUUUGAAGUCCACCCCAGGGUAUCAAAAGAUUUAUAUGCUCCUGCUCUUGGUGGAAUCAUGUUGUCAAUUGGAAUUAAACUGUCGAUUGAUGAUUUUGCUCUUGCAUUUCAGAGACCAUUACCUUUGUCUGUGGGGUUUAUUGCGCAGUAUGUGCUGAAACCAGCCCUGGGAUUGUUAAUUGCAAAGGCAUUUGGUGCUCGGCCAAUGUUCUACGCAGGUUUUAUCCUCAUGGCUUGUGUUGCUGGUGCCCAGCUAUCCAGUUAUGCCAGCUUCUCAAGCAAAGGAGAUGUGGCCUUGAGCAUUCUUUUGACCAGCUCAGCCACGAUAUCCUCCGUGGUUUUUACCCCUCUUUUGACGGGCCUGUUUAUCGGGUCUAUUGUCCCAGUCGAUGCAGCUGCCAUGUCAAAGUCGAUAUUGCAGGUUGUGCUUCUUCCUGUCACUCUUGGUCUUGCACUCAAUACUUACGCAAAACCAGUUGUCAAUCUCCUUCAGCCAGUGUUGCCAUUUGUUGCCAUGGUUUGCACUUCACUGUGUAUUGGAAGUCCUCCGGCAAUUAAUCGUAGCCAGAUUUUGUCUUUUGAGGGCCUCCGACUGGUUUUUCCAAUAUUGACAUUCCAUAGUGUGGCCUUCGCCGUAGGGUACUGGGUGUCCAAAAUUCCAAUUUUGAGGCAAGAAGAGCCUGUUUGCAGGACAAUCGCAUUAUGCACAGGAAUGCAAAGCUCCACCCUGGCUGGGCUUCUUGCCACCCAAUUCCUUGGGAGCAGCCAAGCAGUGCCUCCUGCCUGUUCAGUUGUAGCCAUGGCUAUCAUGGGUCUUUGCCUUGCCUCCUUUUGGGGCAGCGGAGGCCGAAUUAGAGACCUACCACAUUUGCUCUUCCCCAAGACUAGUUUGGUUGUAAAGUCAUAGAAGACAGGACUCAUAGAAAUCUAAGAAAACUUCCACAUUCCCACAUUUAUCUGGAGAAGCAAAGUAAAUUGCAGAUCCUCGCAGGUCGGGUUGCAUUCAUGUUCCUUAUGUUUAUACACAACAGCGGAAGCACUGGACCAUCGCCUUGAGAUGUAGCAGGUGAUCUAGUAAAGCAUACAGUGGAGGAAAAUGAUUACAUACAGGGAAAAUCUUGUUCGUAACCAUAUAGCGUAUCAUCUAUAUAUCUUCAUGUGCUAUUAUCUGUCUUUUGGUGUUAUGUAUAUAAAAAUACUUCAUUAACUGCUCUCUUGCUGAGAAUAUCUAUAUAUCUUC